UGUUACAAACAAGGGGGUGUGGGCCUGUCACGUGGCCCUGAGUAACCACAUUCUCGCUUCCUUCUUUCCACCGGCCCGUUGGGGGUUGGCAGGUCCGCACCACAGAAGUGGGCGCCGCAGCAGUGUCUGGUCUCAGCUCUGCUGGGUCCUCGCUACGGCAGAGAAGCCGCCCCGGGGCCCACGAGGCAGCUGUGUCCCAUGCUCCGCUGAGCACGGUGCCAUGAUCCUGCCACGUCUCCCGCCACUUCUCUUGCUGCUGACGCUGCUGGGCCCUGGCAGCAGCCUCCAGCUGUGGAAGGCCUGGGAAGAUGGGUCCAUGGAAGCACCAGGCCUCCUGCUCUCCCGGGACCGCAGACAGGUGACUUUGAACACAAGCGAAGAGGUGGACUUUGACUAUGUCACGGAAGGCACGGAUGAUCCUGAAACGCUUGAAAAUAGCACCGAGGCUGCAGCGCCCCUCCACCAGCUCCUGGCGGUGAUGGGAACCUCGGGACAGAGCGGUUCUGCAGGGCCUGGGACACCGGAGCCAGCCACUUUGGAGGUGGCCACAGUGGGUUCGGCUGGAGGGCCUGCCGUGGGGAAUGAGAGAGGGGCACUGACUACUCAAGGGAUGCCCGUCACACCGGGCCCCCUGACCAAGUACCCGGCCACUGCAGUCCCUUCCCACACCGACACUCCCUCCGCAGCACCGACCACCGUGGAGGUCUUGCCUUCGAGACCGGCCAGCACAGAGGCACUGAGCACGCUCCCUGCAACCACAGAAGCCUUGUUCGUAGAAUCCACUCACACAGAGGCCCUGGCCAUGGCACCUGUAGCUACGGAGGCCCUGGCCACAGCGGAAGCCACUGUCAUGACGGCCCUGGGCACAGGGCCAGCUGCCACAGCAGCCCCAGCCACAGAGCCCGCCACCACGGAGGCCCUGCCCACGGAUCCGGCCACCAUGCAGGCCCUCGCCACAGAGCCUGCCCCCCCAAGCGGUCUGAGCACCAGGGCAGCCAGCAGGUCACCUGACACGUGGAGAAAGAGGCAAAAUCUCCUCCCUAAGAUCCCUACAACCCCCAGCCCCACCAGGGCCCAGGACUACAUCCCCGUGAAGCAGUGCCUGCUGGCCAUCCUCAUCCUGGCCCUGGUGGCCACCGUUUUCCUCGUGUGCACCGUGGUGCUGGCCAUCCGCCUCUCCCGCAAGCGCCACAUGUACCCCGUGCGCAGCUACUCCCCCACCGAGAUGGUCUGCAUCUCGGCGGUGCUGCCUGAGGGGGGCGAGGGGCCCGCGGCCACCACGGCCACCACGACCAAUGGGGACCUGCCCAACGCCAAGAGCCAGGACCGGAAGGCGGAGCCUGGGCCGGACCGAGACGGGGACGACCUCACUCUGCACAGCUUCCUCCCUUAGCCGCCCACCGCCCGCCCGCUGAGGGGACCCCGUGUCCAGCUCCCACAGGCCCGGGCUUCCCCGCGGUCCCCUGGGGGGCGGGGGUCUUGGGGCAGGGACACUGGCUGUCCCUCAGGGGACGGAUAGGGGUCAAGGUGCUGCCAUCAAGCAGGACUUGGCAUGAGGCAAGCAGCAGCUUGUCCUCCCGCCGCAUCUGCCCCACCUCCCUGCCCCCCCACAGACUCCGGCUCCCUCGAAGGCUGGGCUUCCUCGACAGCCUCUCUCUGCCCUGCUCCUCGCUCCAGGGAGGACUCGGAGCCUCCACGCUCCUUCCAUUUUCUUCCGGUGGCCACGGGCACAUACAGGCGGGGCGCUCGGGCAGCAGUGCCCCAUCCCCGAGGCUGUUUCCUGCCUCUCUCCUUUGGGCAGCUUGGGCACCAGGCCGAGUUCCCUGCCCUUGGGCCCGGGGCAGGCCUGGGGAGCCCCAGGCUAGACCUUCCUGGGCACCACGUAUACUCAGGGGCUUUCCCCCAUCCUGCCCUCUCACCCGCCCCUUGUGUCACGUUUCUGGGUGGGCUCUGCAGGGUCAUUUGUCCUGAAGGACUGCACUGCGCAGCCCGGGGUCAGGGACCGCACAGGCACCCAGAAAAUGCGAGGUGGAAAAUGGGCCUUUGGUAGUCCCCCCGGCCCAGCCCCUCCGGAAGCCCCACACCAGCUGCAAGGUUGACUUCAGAGCUGUGUCUUCAUCACGGGGGGCAUCUUGGUACAUCCUGGAGCAGCCAGGGGAAGUUUAGGGCUCUGAGGGAGAAAUCGGGAAAUUUAUUCACAUGUCCCCAUGACCCAGUUCUGUCCUUUAGAAUUAGAUGCCCUCCAAAGCUCAGACUAAAACCCCUUCUAAAUGUCAAUGCCAUCCUCCCAGGAGCCCACCUGGUGCUCUUAGUUCUGCAAGAGGCUUGUCUCCCAUGAAAGCCCCACGGACGAGGACAGCCGCAGCCUCCAGGCCUUGGGAUACCCACAGGAGGACUUACUAGCUGCCCCUGAAAGUCUGGGGGCAGCAAACUUUUUCUUAAAGGGCAGUUAUGGUUUGUCAGGCCUCAAGUUCUCUGUGGCAGCUUGUCAGCUCUGUCCUCCGAACGUGAAGGUGGUGACUGGCACACAUACAUGAAGGGGUGUGGCUGAGUUCUAAUAAAGCUUUAUUUACAA
Talpa occidentalis (Iberian mole) is the source of this 2575-nucleotide messenger RNA. RefSeq names its product selectin P ligand (gene SELPLG). Gene Ontology annotation, cellular component: plasma membrane. Gene Ontology annotation, biological process: leukocyte tethering or rolling; hemopoiesis. The transcript has 2 exons. NCBI's taxonomy places the organism in Eukaryota, Metazoa, Chordata, Mammalia, Eulipotyphla, Talpidae. Bases 221 to 1393 code for a protein of 390 amino acids. The record is from RefSeq and is a predicted model, not a curated record.